Messenger RNA from Ooceraea biroi (clonal raider ant), 3179 nucleotides. RefSeq lists its product as uncharacterized. The record is from RefSeq and is a predicted model, not a curated record. NCBI's taxonomy places the organism in Eukaryota, Metazoa, Arthropoda, Insecta, Hymenoptera, Formicidae.
AUGCUACUAUGUGGUGUGCUCCGUGUAGUGCUACCCACAUCGUUCAGCACUGUCGUGCAAAUUGCGUUCUUCUUGCUGCAAAACUCCAAUGUCUUGAGGGUAAUCGCGUCCAUGCCACCUGGAGCCGAAGACGAGAUUAUCCUGAUCGAACAUCUACCAGGACGGCAGGUGCAUCUUCAGGAUUUCUUCUGGACCGGUCUCGAGGACGCGCCCCCCUGGGUGGAUCCCAGCCAAGGCUUAACUUUCUACGAAACGAAGACAAUCGUUCACACUGUCACGGUUUACACCCCGACCGACGAAAAGGGCCCGUCAGAUUCUAUUUCGCCUCAUCGUCCAGACACUUAUAAUCCGGAAUGUGUCACGUGCAUAGAACCGACACCUAGAUUGGACGAUGACGAUCAGAGCAUCGGGGUUCUUAUCGGGGAAGACCCAGGUCCGAGGUAUUGGCUGUUGACGGUUCUUCGACCAGGUGAAGCCGUACCACCCAAAGUCGAGCUUCGUCUCGCUCGUUUGUAUCGAACCGCGUUCUCCAGACAGCAGCAACGACACCUCGGCCUGUUAUCAACGGAUCCGAGAUCCCGACGAGACGCAUUGUUACGCGGUUUUGUUGACCGAAAGAAUAUAGCGGGACAUUCCGGAGCUUCAUCCCAAACAAGGAUCCCCCAAACAGAGAUCUCCGCGAACGUAACUGAAGCUCAGCCCGAACUGACCGUUGAUACCGUCGCGACUUCCUCGACUCACAUGGGAACAGAAGCGAAUGUUCCAAGUUCAACCGACGACAACUUAUAUUUUUCAAAAGUCUCGCAAGUCAAAUCCAUGAGAAUGAUCGAGAUUCCCAGGCCGAAGGAAAUGCUACUUCCGAUGCUCGAUGUUGACGCGACGGACGAGGAAUUUGCAAGUAAAGACUUCGCAAUGAAAAAGAUCAUGAAAACGUUCAGAGAAGAUGCGAAAUCCUCGUCUUCUGAGAUUAAUGGAUAUGCAACCACAGAUUCGACGAACCCCGAUCGCGGUGCUAUCGACGAUCCCAGAGAACAAUCUCCGCAAAAGCCAAUGCCAGUACCAUUAGAUUCGUCUGAUUCAAAUGUCGAUCCCAUUGCCAAAAAUCGAUCGAACGAUAACGAAGGUGCCAGGAUAGGGGUGCGCUCAAAAUUGCGCUUAGCGGACGGCUCGGUCCCGGGGAUCGUGAAGGUCAGAAUGCAGAAUAUGAGUAUUAUCGAGAGCGGUGCAAUGAGAUUGAUCUACUCGGUUCACCUUGAUGGCAAGCCUGUUCCUGCCGAAACGGCCGCGAGGGACAUGGCGCUUCUUUCGCCUCAGGAAGUCGCCCUCGAGCUCGGAGCACCAGUGAUUAUCCAGAGCGAGCCUUAUCUGAAGGAGAGUCGACCCCUGGCCCUGUCAAGGAAGAGAGAUGCAUGGUUGCUGAUCGGAGCAGCCGGCGCAGGUAUCAUUCUGCUAAUUCUAGUCUUCGCCGGUUUAAUUGUGGCUGCCAAGAGGAAAAGGGCGCAUAGCGCCGUCGUUGCACCACCAAAUAAGAGUAUUCUUAAGAAAGAACGUGAAUACGCAGCCGCGACACCUGGUAUUGACAACACCGGGUUCUCGACGUCGGAGACCGAGAUUAAGACCGAUGGUACCAGUCAGCGGCAAACCCCGCGAACUUUAUCCAGAACUCCGAUCACGCCCGACACACCUGACAGUCUGGAAUUGGGCAUUCACGAAGUUUCCAGCGACAACGACGAAGAACCGAGAAGAGUUCGCGGAUCGACUUCCUGGAGUAUACACGAACACUCAUCUAAGAGAGCAAGAGUGUCGCGUGGAAAAAUGAUGAGAACAAACGCGAUCGACCAGCCCAGGACUCCGGACUCAUUGAACACCGAUCGUAUAGAGACACUGGAUUCUUUGGGGAAUGGCUAUGUGAAACGAGAAGAAUCCACCGCUUCGCCCCAAUCUUACUUGUCGAUGCCUUCGUGCAAACAAUUCCCCAGCAUGCGAAGCGUGGAACCGCUGUCAAGGGUGCUGGAACCUGUCAUGGUCAGGCACUUAGAUAUCGAUUCUCCAGAAUUAGUGCGCCACGAGAGAGGUGACGACAUCGACGACACGUUCCUCGCGAGAACGUCGAGUGCUUCGAGAGAUCCUGGAGCUGUAGGGCCCAUCGUGUGGAAUCUGAACAAGCAAACGUUUUCUACAGAAGGUAACGGUACGUCCGAAACGGACGUCGAUGGAGUGUACCAUCUAUCAUCGAGACCCGUGGGCCGCGCAAGACGAAGACUACACGAGCUCCUAGAGGACUCUUUCAGUCUCUUCGGAAGCAGAGAUGCCAAGAUCAAAGAGCCGCAGCCGCCGCCGAGCUCCGUUGCGCAUGUAACGGAUACACUCGCGAUACUUUCGGAGACCAGAGGCAAAUCUGCCCACGUCAGUCCAGUAGUAACGCCAACGAUGGAGAUAAAAACGCGUCCGCGUACAUCGCUACCACGUAAAGACCUCGACGAGGAUAUUCCGGAAACAGGCCAGGCUGGACCAGUUCAUUCUCGCGGGGCCUGGGGUGCAAGACCGCUGAGUGCGGGUCCGUUCCACAGGCCAAACUUACCGGAAGUAGACACCAGGCGUAUAUUAGCGGACAACAGGCUUCCACCGGAUGAUCCUGCGGUACCUUUGAUCGAGUCAAUCAAAAAGGAACUUGAAAAGUUCACUUAAUAGAACCUCAGUAGAACGUACGAAAGAUGAGAAACGAUGGAGAACGUUAUACUAAUAUAAAUUAUACUAACCUUAAGUUAAAGAAUAGUGUAAAUACUUGAUUCUUUUUCACGAAAUUUUAUAUUUCAAUUUCAUCCUAUGUAAGCUACGAGCAAAAUGCAACAUCUUACACGUAUCACGAAAAUACAAAGAGAAGAAGACGAAAGUAGAUCAUGCUUAGUUGGGUUGUUACGAAUUGUGCCACUGAAUUAACUUAUUGUCACUGUAAAUAUCAUUACAUCAUGAAUGUUAAACAAAUAUGUAGAAAAUGCAUUUGCGAACUUGAUACCACAAGUAAUGUGUAUGUGUGCGACUGAUUAUAUUACAAAAAAUAUUAAGAUAAAUUCCUGCGACUGACCCGUUCAACUCUAACUAGAAAUACACUCGUAACAAUUAUGAGAAUAGACUUAUAUAUAAUAGACUUCUGUAAUACGUAUAAUAUACGACGCUUU